This is a messenger RNA of Clunio marinus, 595 nucleotides long. The record is from the annotation of a GenBank genome assembly. NCBI's taxonomy places the organism in Eukaryota, Metazoa, Arthropoda, Insecta, Diptera, Chironomidae.
UGAAACACAAGGGAUCAAAAUUCGGAGCCGGUUCAAUUUCAAUUUUAAUUGGUUCCCAACUCUGUUGUGCGUCAUAUUUCGGUACAUUUUGUGCGCUAGAUUAUUCCUUCAUCUUCAAUUAUUAUUUUAAAAUAACAAAUAAAGUGUCAAACAUCUUACAAAUUAUAGUUCAAAUAAAUUAGAUUUUUUGCUGAUUGAUAAAACUAAUCACUAGCUAUGCCAGCAGUUCCAGGCAACAUGUAUCAGCAAGGCAAUCAGCCGUCAUGUUUCGAUAAAAUGAAAUAUGGUUUUACUAUAGGAUUUUGUGUAGGAAUGGCAAGUGGAGCUCUUUUUGGAGGAUUUUCAGCACUAAGAUAUGGACUUCGAGGACGGGAACUUGUAAACAACGUAGGAAAAGUUAUGCUUCAAGGUGGUGGAACAUUCGGAACCUUCAUGGCAAUCGGUACAGGAUUGCGAUGCUAAUGAAACCAGUCAACAAAAAAUAUAAUAUUGUCAACACAAAUUGCUUUUAUUAAAAUGAAAUAAAUCUAAAUUUAGUGAAGAGAUAAAGUUAAAUAAUCAAAGAGUUUCAUUUUGCAGGCUUAAAGUCAAAACU